AUACAGGGCUGAUAUUAUUAUAUAUUAUUAAUUGUUUUAUAUGUUAGAUUUGGGGGUAUUGCAAAGCGGCCCUCAGGUAACACUGAAGUUUAUGUUAUGAUUAUGCUCAAUGGACUUUUUUCCAGAGCUGUAAUAAAUAAAUUAAAAAGGUUAUGAUUAUUGUACAAUUUGAUUUUAUGUUUAUUGUUUACAUAUUUUUGUUAUAAAUUAUAAUCAAACUAUUACUAUAUGCAGUGAAACUUACAUGCUUUUAAAAUGACUAUAUUCAGAUUACUUAUAUUAACAUCUGUAUUGAAAUAUGUACUUUCAGUAAAUUACGACAGUAAGGGAUAUUUAGCUUACUGCCCUUGCAUGGGUAGAUUUGGGAAUCAAGCAGAUCAUUUUCUAGGUGUGUUAGCAUUCAGUAAAGCUCUUAACAGAACACUUGUUUUGCCUCCAUGGGUUGAAUAUAGAUAUGGGGAGCCAAAAUCUAUGCAAGUGCCAUUCGAUACAUAUUUUAGUGUAAAAGGACUCUCAGAAUACCACAAAGUUAUUACUAUGGAAGAUUUUAUGAAAACUAUUGGGCCUUCAAUAUGGCCACCAGAUAGAAGAAUUGCAUUUUGCUAUACUCAAAGAACUGGGGAAAUUGAAUUGAGUUGCAAUGCAAAAUCAGGGAAUCCAUUUGGUCCAUUUUGGGACACUUUUAACAUUGAUUUUGUGGGAUCUGAAUUUUAUGGACCUCUUAAUUAUGAUGCACACAACAGUGUUAUGAUAGAAAAGUGGACAACUAAAUAUCCCCCAGAUCAGUGGCCAGUUUUAGCAUUCACAGGGGCACCAGCAAGUUUUCCAGUGCAAAGUGAAAAUUUUCAUUUGCAUAAGUACUUAAAGUGGAAUGAUGUUAUGACAAACAAAUCCAAGCAGUAUUUAAAAAAAAAUAUGAGUGGAGGUGGUUUCUUGGGUAUACAUCUUAGAAAUGGUCAAGACUGGGUAAGGGCAUGUCAGCAUGUCAAAGACAGUUCAUUGCUGUUUGCGGCUCCGCAAUGUGUUGGAUACAAAAAUGAAAGGGGACCUUUAACUAUGUCCAUGUGUAUACCUCAAGGACCUGAAAUUAUAAGGCAAGUGAAAAGAGCACUCAAGAAACUGGAUGACAUAAAAUAUGUGUUUGUAGCAUCUGAUGCAAAUCACAUGAUUGAUGAAUUGAAUACAAGCCUACAACGCUUCGAUGUAAAGGUGUUGAGAUUACAGCCAGGAAACCCACAUUUAGACUUAGCCAUAUUAGCUCAAGCUAAUUAUUUUAUUGGCAACUGCGUCUCAUCUUUCAGUGCUUUUGUGAAACGAGAAAGAGAUGUACGAGGAUUACCAUCAGAAUUUUGGUCAUUUCCUCAACGCAAGAAAACUAAACACGAAGAACUAUAAUUGAACUAUGAUUAAGUAUAGAGAUAUUUCUAACAAUAAAUGCCUUUGAGAUUUUCGUAAU
This is a messenger RNA of Manduca sexta (tobacco hornworm), 1456 nucleotides long. It is a transcript of the gene pofut1, whose product is annotated as GDP-fucose protein O-fucosyltransferase 1. The coding region runs from base 256 to 1395 and encodes 379 amino acids. Lineage: Eukaryota; Metazoa; Arthropoda; Insecta; Lepidoptera; Sphingidae. The record is from RefSeq and is a predicted model, not a curated record. Gene Ontology annotation, molecular function: peptide-O-fucosyltransferase activity. The transcript has 4 exons. Gene Ontology annotation, biological process: protein O-linked glycosylation via fucose; Notch signaling pathway.